Molecule: messenger RNA, 5108 nt
Organism: Cinara cedri
Lineage: Eukaryota; Metazoa; Arthropoda; Insecta; Hemiptera; Aphididae
Source: the annotation of a GenBank genome assembly
UUGGCUGUUAAUUAUUAUAGGUAUUUACCUUGGUGUACGUGCUCUCUAACAUAUCACUCAUAGUCCUUAUAUAGUCUAUGGUACGGAUAUUGAUAACUUUUAUCUAUAUUUGUUAUCAGUAUAAUAUAUUUCUUUAUUAGCUGUAGUCAUACUCGAGAAGUUUUCAUUAAUAAUUCUCAAUAACUUUCUUCAAUCGUGUCUGUUUAAUACUAUUAAAAGUGAUUAAGUAUCAAAAUGUCCAACGCCCAAAACGAAAAUGAAACUGCUCUGGAAUGGAUAAACUUGAAAAAAAGUAAAGGCAAAAAACCUGAUUAUAUUAUCAAAGCAGAAUCAGAAGACAUUGGCAACAAAUUUGUACGAAAAUUUAAAGAAAAUCCGUUUGUACCCAUUGGUAAGCCAUUUUACUCAAUUAAUAAUUAACAAGCUUUGUAAAAUAUUACCUUCACUUCUCAUAAUAAAGAUGACCUUGUAACAGUUAAAACUCAAAAUAUAAAGUAGUUAGGUUUCUACUUUAAAACUCGCAACAAACUGUUGGGAGUUUGUUAUAAAUCUAAUAAGAAACCAAUAUGCAAUAAUAUAAAACUGGUAUUUACUAACUUUUAGUUAAUAACUGUGCGUAUUAAAUGUUUAAACAAACCGAUUAAUAAUUGUGUAGGUAGGUGUGUUUCACUUCACCUAAACUUGAAAGUGGAAUAGGUAUACCCAAUAAAAUAUAUUCAGUGGGUGAAAUACUUAAUUAAUUUUUCUAAUAGGAUUAUAUGAUUAUGUUUUGGUAAACUGGAAUUAGAUAUUAAUUUUCCUAGGUACCUAGCCAUAAAUAACCUGAAUUUACCUUUUUUGUAGUUUAGAUUUACCAAUAGAAAGUAAACGAGCAAUCAAAAAAUUAAUAGGUACCUAUGUGAAAGUUGAAAGAUAUGUGUUAAAAAUAUGCAAUUAAAAUGAUGAAAUAAUUAAAAUUACAAUUUUUAAUAGCAAAAAAUUUUGAUGAUUACCUAUAUUAACAAAUAUUUUAGGGGGUAGGAGGAAUACGAUGGACAAAUUAAUCCUACAAUUAUAAUAUUUAUACUUAAAUAGAUGGUAGUUGGGACUACUAUGGUCUAUUGACCAUACAAUUUCAAAACUGAUUCAGUGCCACUGAUAUUACCUACCUGUCAUAAUGGUAGAUAACACCAUUUUAAUUGCCAUUGUUAUAAUUUAUUUACUUAUCAUUUAUACGUAGUAUUUACAUAACUUAGCCAAAAUAAAUGUAAGUAAUUGGUUUAUAAAACAGAAAAUUAUCCAGAAUUAUUUCCUUGGUAUAUUACAAUAAAUAAUAUUCAAAAUAUUAUUGAGUAAUUUUAUUAAUAAGCAAAAAAUUCAAAAUUAAGAAAAUCCCAUUUCCCAACAUUUACAUUUUUUUAGAUACUACCUUUCAAUUUAGUAGGGCAGUAUACAGAGUAAAUUUAUUUUCAAUAUUGAAGUUAUUGAUAAAUAAUUCUUACUUACGAUUCAAAAAUAAUCCUCAGGAGAAUUUAAAAUUAAAAUGUUGACUAUGUUGUUAAUUUUUCACCGUCAUUAUGUGGAAUUCUAAUAAAAAAAGGUGUUUGAUAACGUUGUAAAACUAUUAUAGCAUUCGAGUUCCUCUCAGAAUCUAAAUGUUAUAAAAUAAUUAAUUUAGUUUGGUAAUUACAAAAGAAAAUGUAAGUAACUUAAUUGAGUACUUGCUUUCUUGUUGCAUUAAUAGAAAACGAAUGUGUACUAGAACCUAGGUAGUGUUAACUAGUCGCAAAAUGAAUAGGUAGGUACUUUAAAAAAUACGAGCUACACAAAUGUAAAAUACCCAUCAGUAAUUUAGUAUCGCAUAGCACAAAACAUAGGUAUUAUUAUAAUUAUUGAAACGAUCUAACCAAUUGUUCAAUUUUUAAUUUUAAUAUGGGGUUGAGAAAUUUGUUUCAGGUUUUUUUAAAGUAAUCUAUUUACUUAUAGGUUAUACCUAAGAAAAAAAUUAACAACCAUAAUAGGUAGGGUAGGUGAAUAUUAUAGUAAAUAAUACAUUUCUUAAUUACUAAUUCAAAUACUGUAAUCAGUAAAAUUCUGAACACUAUUAAGUUAUAGUAUGUUAAUAAUCGGACAUUUUUACAAUACCCACUAUUGGAUAUAUUACAAAAAUUGAAAUACUACAAUAUAAUGUUAUUGUGUAAUGGUUGUACCCAAGUCAAAUUAAUAUACACGCCUAGGCCUACAGGUCAAAUCAAUUGGAAUUUAACGGAUGGUACAAAAUAUGUUGACGUUUAUUGAAAUCUAUAUGUGAACAUAAUGCACGUGCGCCGCCAAUAAUUAACGUCUGUUGGGCGGAUAACGCUGGAUUUUUUUCAAAAAUAAAACUAUUUUUAAAACCUUUUUCCGGAGUUUUUAUUUUUAGCGUACAUCGAUGCUGCGUCGAUUUACGAUCGAAAAACAGCUGCGAAACUCGACGUCGAACGACGGGUUAAAUAAAAUAAUUGUCGUUUAAUUAGUUAUUUUACAAUUAUACUGCAAAUUGAUUUUGAAAAUCGUAACAACAAAAAUAAUAUAGCUAAUCGUAACUUUCUUACUCGUCGUGUCGUCCACGAGUCAUAGGGUAAAUGAACUCGAGAAUUAUUAAUUGCCCUGACCGACUAUAAUGUCAAUUACUAUUAAUACUGGUCCGUUGGUCGUUGGUCACUGAUAGCGUAUGAAUAACAAAAUAAUGAUUUUAAUUUGAUAUUAAGCUGAUAUUUUAUUAUUACCUACUGUAAUAAAGGUUAAUUCUUUAGAUUUUGAGUGGAACGAAAAAGCUUAUUGUUUUUUUUUUUUAAAUUUUUAAUUGGCUUUUUUUGAUUUCCCCGGGAGUUUUCCCAAUGAAUGGAAAAAAACGUAAGAAAAACGGGAAAAUAGAUACAAUAUUAAACAAAUAUUAUUAAAGAAAAUAUAUGAUGCUUAUGUAAUUAUUUUACCAUACCAUGACAUAUAUGUUGUUGACAAAGCAACACUAUCAACUGAACUCCGCUCAGAAUCGUUUUUUCGUUAGCAGUGGUUUUUUGUUGCUUCCAGAUAUACUUACAUUAAAUUACUAAUAACAGUGGCUGCACCCGUUCCCAUUUGCCAUUAUCCUUGGAUAGCUUUUUUUCUAUCACGAACCAGAAAUUUUCUUGGAUGAUUAUCAUUUAGGAGGACAAUUCUAGGUGAAUUAGUAUUUUGUAUUUUUUAUUAAUUGUGCAGAAUCGGUUGAGCUUCAUUUUAAAACCAUUUUUAAUUGUUUACCACUACUCUAUAUACCUUAAAUAGUAAUUAUAUACUUUGAUUUUUUUCAAAUAGGAUCCCCCUCUCCCAUUUAAACAUAGAUUCGAAUAGAAAAAAUGUUUUUUUAGAAAUUUUGAUGUGUAAAACACUAAUAUCAGAUUUACCGUUUAUAACUUAUAACCAUUUAAAGUUUAGAUCGGAGAAGUCGGAAAGAGUUAUUAAUUUAUCAAUUCAAAACAGGUGUACAAUUUAUUACCCUUUCCUACGCCUUUGGUCUAAACUUUAAACAGUACUUCUGCAGAUAUUAGUGUUAAACGUAUCAACAUUUCUAAAAAGAUAUUCCCUGUUCAAGUCGUGUGUUCAAAAAAGUGAGAAGGGUUCCUUUUUGAAAAACAAAAGUAAAUUAUUAUUUAACGUAUAUCUUAGUUUCAUAUAAUAAGUCUAAAAUUGUAAAAAAAAAAAAAUUAAUGUAAACUAUUAUUAUGGAAUAUGAAUGCAUUAGAUUUUUUUAUUAAAAAUUGUGAACUCACGGGCCCUUACACGAACCUGUUCAGCAGGGCCCAUUAUCUUUUCGAAAAAAUAAACAAUAGUAUAGAGUUUGGGCGAAAAAUUUAAAAUGGUUUUGAAAUAAUGCUUAAAAGAUUUAGAUUAACAGAAGUAGAAUUCACAUAAAAUCCUCAUAAAAAUUGUUGGUUUAUGAUAAAAAAAAAAAAAAAAAAUCACUGUAUAUAAUAUAUAUUUGAAUUUAUUAUGAUUAUUUACGGGUAUACGUGAGAGGGUACAUGCGUUUAUCUGGCCGUGCGGCAAUACGUGACUAAAAAACAACACCAACACGUCGGUAUACCUAAACAAAACAUUACUAUUAUAACGUUAGUAAAUAUUGUUGUUACGAUUAUGAUUUAUAGAAAACUCCGAUUAUAAUAUAAUGGUCCGAUAAUAAUAAUAAUAAUAUAAUCGUGACCGAAACAGCUACUACGAUAAUAACAAUGCCUAUAAUAUACAAGCCUCGUAUAAAAAAAAACGAAUUUUUUUCUCCGCGUCCAUUCUCCGUCUUAUAGUUAUUUACACUAUAAUUGGAUAUAAGACUCGCGGAUUCGGAUAUUAUUCUGACAUUCUGUAGGAGAGAGGCCCUUUAAUUCGACCUCUACGUUCACAUAAAUACGCCCCCGACGGCACAUAAUGUACCGGAUUUAAGACUACGAUUAAUAUUAUAGUUAUAUGAGUGAUUUUUUUUUUUUUAGGCGCUCUGGUCACCGUGGGAUUCUUGAGCAUAGGUCUCAAAAGUAUGUACGACGGCAACCGAAUGAGAUCUCAAAUGAUGAUGCGCGGACGUAUAGCGGCCCAGGGAUUCACCGUUAUCGCCAUAUUGGGCGGUUUGUUCUAUCAAGGGAUGAAAGCGUUGGACGAUGCCGAAAAGAAUCAAGUGGAAACGUUGGAACCUGUUCUGAAAUAGGUUUCCGCCUGCGGGGCGUCGACGUAUUCGCUUCAAAAACUUUUAUUUCACAUUAAUUAUUUGUUUUGUAUUGCUAUUUUUUUUUUUUUUUUUACUUUAUAUAUACCUACCCGUUUAUUUAACAUUUGCCUGUUAUAUCCGUAUGCUUUAGUUCGUAACGAUUCAAUAACUGAUUGAUAAUAAUUUUAAUAAACAAAAAAAAAAAAAAAUUAAACUUUCUUCUAAUGGUGUAACGCUCCUCGGAUAUGACGGGACGCGUUUAUGAAAAUUGUUUGUACAUAUUGUGUUCAAAUACUCAUGUAGAAAAAUAGAUGGUAUAUAUUAUACUAUAUUAUUGUUACGUUUUUACGCACUGAUAGUAUACAAUUAUAUUAUAUAUUAUUUAGUUUGAAUAAAAUAAUUAUUUUCUCUAAUA